Quercus robur (English oak) is the source of this 1664-nucleotide messenger RNA. RefSeq names its product receptor-like protein 9DC3. Gene Ontology annotation, molecular function: protein binding. Lineage: Eukaryota; Viridiplantae; Streptophyta; Magnoliopsida; Fagales; Fagaceae. The coding region runs from base 97 to 1533 and encodes 478 amino acids. The transcript is spliced from 2 exons. The record is from RefSeq and is a predicted model, not a curated record.
UUCACUGGUCCGCUGCCUCAUAACCUUCUCUCCUGGGCUAAAACUUAUUUCAUCGACGUCUCUGAGAAUUUCUUUACCGGUCCAAUUCCACCAGAUAUGUGCAAGCAAGGUAAGAUUCCUAUUGGAAUCUGGGGAUUACCGAACGUGGCCAUGAUUGAUAUCUCAUUCAAUGAUAUCGAAGGCCCAAUUACAUCCAAUAUCAAAAACGCCAAGUCUCUUGUAUACUUACUUGCAGAACAUAAUCGUUUAUCUGGGGAAUUACCCACUGAGAUUUCAGAAGUCACAUCUCUGAAGUCAAUUCAACUAAAUGACAAUAGACUGACUGGGGAGAUCCCAUAUAUGAUUUGCAAUGUAAGUUUUCUUGAAAUUUUGGAUAUCGCUAAUAACAGUUUGAAAGGCAAGAUUCCACAAUGUUUAGGUAACUUUAGUUAUUAUCUUAGGGUGAUGAAUUUGCGAAUGAAUAAUUUCCAGGGCACCAUACCUGAUACAUUUGCAAAGGGUAAUCAGUUGAGAACUAUUGUCUUCAAUGACAAUAAUUUAAAAGGGCUAUUACCAAAAUCUUUUAUCAACUGUACAAAUCUGGAAGUUCUUGACCUUGGAAACAACAAGAUUAAUGAUUUAUUUCCUUAUUGGUCUGAAGCUCUUACCAAUCUGCAGGUUCUUGUCUUGAAAUCCAAUAAAUUCCAUGGACCUAUAGGAAAUCAUAACAGUAGUGGGGUGUUUUUCUUUAAGCAAAGAAUUCUUGACUUGUCUCACAAUGAGUUUACAGGUCUUUUACCAAGAAAUUAUUUUGAAAAUUUCAAUGCCAUGAUGAUGAUUAAUGAUGAAGACAGACUUGAACCGCAUUAUAUGGGUGAAAGUAGUCAAUAUCAAGAUUCGGUGGUGGUGACAGUGAAAGGGAUGGAAAUUAAUCUACAGAGAAUCCUAACCAUCUUCACAACAAUUGAUUUAUCAAGCAACAAAUUCGAAGGAGUGAUUCCAGAAGAACUUGGAAGGCUUACAGUCCUUCGACUACUCAACCUUUCCCAUAAUAGCCUAACUGGCCAUAUCCCAUCAUCAUUGGCAAAAUUGACAGCACUUGAAUCCUUAGACCUUUCUUCAAAUAGCCUCACUGGAGAAAUUCCUUUGCAACUAACAGAUCUAACAUUUUUGGCCAUGUUAAAUCUUUCACAAAACCAGCUUAUUGGACCCAUACCUCAAUCCAAACAAUUUGCUACAUUUGAAAACAACUCCUAUGAUAGAAACCUAGGAUUGUGUGGAUUUCCAUUGUCAAGUAAAUGUGGCACUAAUGAGCUGACACAACCAGCACCACCAUCAACAUUCCAAGAAGACAAUGAUUCAUUGUUUGCAAGCGGAUUUGGUUGGAAGGCUGUGUUAAUCGGCUAUGGAUGUGGCUUGUUGUUUGGAUUAGCUAUGGGAUAUGUUGUGUUUAAAAUAAGAAAACCUAAAUGGCUAGUAAGGUUCAUUGAAGGAAAACAAAAGGACAAGAAGAGAAGGCCUAAUAAUCGAAGACCUGGACAAAGAAGAAAUUAAUGCAUUAAAGGGGUGCUCUGUUUGACUAGCCUCUCUUUUGAUGGUAUUUUGUGUAUUUUUUUGUUUAUUUUGAGAUUGAAUGGCAUGUUUGGCUUAAUUCCGGGGCUAGCCUUGUACUUACUUGUACUUCU